AUGGCCCCAACCAUGAAAAGGCACAAACAGAACAAUGGCGGCGAGGCUCCUCAACAUAAAAGGCCCAGAACAGACAACAGUAGUUCGGUCGCGUCACCUGAGGCUGGUACUACCAUUGGGACCUCUUUUCCUACUUCUGAGAAGAAGAUCGACUCCAACGGCGACUUCUACUGGAACAUUUCGCGUUUCCGCCGUCUUACGGUUUCCUCCUUUAAGGGCCGUACCAUGGUCAGCGUGAGAGAGUACUAUGAAAAAGAUGGACAAGAACUUCCAGGCAAAAAGGGGAUAUCAAUGCCAUUAGAGCAGUUUAAUGCCAUGGUCCAGUUACUGCCCAAUGUCGAAGCAGUGAUCAAAGAGAAAGGUGGAUCUUUAGAUAGACCAAAUUAUAUUGAUGGUGAAGGCAAGGAGAUCGCGAAGAACGACCCAGUCCAAGAGGACUCGGGCUCAGAGUCUGAUGAAUCUGAAGAUAAUUAGGUUGAAUUUUUCUUUCAUUUCACGAUCAUGCGCUCGUC
Messenger RNA from Blastomyces dermatitidis ER-3, 512 nucleotides. Its product is annotated as RNA polymerase II transcriptional coactivator. Gene Ontology annotation, biological process: positive regulation of transcription initiation by RNA polymerase II. The record is from RefSeq and is a predicted model, not a curated record. Bases 1 to 474 code for a protein of 157 amino acids. Gene Ontology annotation, molecular function: transcription coactivator activity; DNA binding. The transcript has 3 exons. Lineage: Eukaryota; Fungi; Ascomycota; Eurotiomycetes; Onygenales; Ajellomycetaceae.